Messenger RNA from Chara braunii, 1132 nucleotides. Lineage: Eukaryota; Viridiplantae; Streptophyta; Charophyceae; Charales; Characeae. The record is from the annotation of a GenBank genome assembly.
CUGCAACGCCCCCGCGACCUUUUAGCGGGCCAUGAACAUAGCUUUUCAUAAUUUCGUGAGAAAGACUCUUUUGGCGCAGAGCAUCAUCAACUACUGCGUGAUUGUGUACAUGGAUGAUAUCUUGGUGUAUUCGAGUUCCUACGAGGGACACGUGCAGCACAUCGAAUGGGCACUGCACGCGUUACGAGAUGCGGGCUUCAAGGUGACGUGGACGCAGACCGGCGAGCAUCCUGCGUGGAUCGAAAAUCCGGAGUUGCUGAUCAUCCAAGCUUGGAGGACUAACGUGGAGGGCGAUCUUCUUGGCUUUCUCUUCGGAUUGGUACAGCCGGGGCGCCGCCAGCUGAUUGCACAGGAGCUCAUCGCGCCGAUCGUGCAAUUGGCGGACGAUCUCUCUCCCGACAUCUAUUCACAGAGUGACGACAAUCCUGCUCCGCACGUUCUCGAGCGGUCAUUGGAUCCAUAUCUUCAGUGGACUGCGUGCUUGGAGGAUCCCAGGGACGAAGAUACGCAGUCGUCGCGGCAGGAGUAUCUGAAGCCGUACGAUAUCAUCCCUCACACCUUCUAUCCGAGGGCAGAGGAAGUGGUGAUCGACGACGACGACGAAGAGGACGAAGACGAGGAAACAUCGGAGGAGGGAAGCUAUAGUGAAUAUAGCGAGGGCGAGUUGAGCGAAGGAGAAGAGGAGGAAGAAGAAACCGGAUCUGAGUGGGAAGCCUUGUCGGAGGAAGCGACGCGCAUGGGAACGGAGGUGGAAGAUCCGGAAGCGGCGAGAAAGCGUGAAGAAAUUGCCACCGGGAAGCGCCAGCUGGAGUUCGCCAGCGAAGCCAGCCUGCGCAUCGGUAACAAUCCGACCAGGGAUCCAGAGCCGCCGAAGCCCGAAGAUGGCGACCCUGCAGCCGCCACCUCAAGUACCGCGCGACGGAGACGGAGCCGAUCUUCCUCCUCCCCCAGCCCCACCUGUCCCUCAGUUCGCCCACGUACAGAUGCGGGCGAUAGGCCUUCGUCCUCGGAUGCUAUCCCGCCGACCCCUUGAUUUUCUCACCCUCGAACAGAUCCGCACCCCCGUCACCUUCCCUCCUCAUCCCUUCCUCCCCCAUCUCUUCCGCGACUUCUACUCUACCCGCCUACUCGC